GUGCAAUAAUGACUGUGUAAAUCUCUGCACAGUAUGACAUUAUGAGUGAUUUUGAGUCAGUCAUCUGUCUUGGCACCAGCUGCAGUUCCAGCACGACCAACUGGAGUCAAAGUCAAUGGCAGGCUGGAGUUCAUCUUAUCAAAAAGUCAUAAAGCAGAGAGUAGCCUGUCAUUUUAGGAGACACGCUUUUCCUAAAUAGGAACUUACUGAUACGCUGUAUACACACAGAAUGAACUUUGAACAGUGUGCCUAUGAUGACGUGACUGAUAAACACACAUUAAUGUGGGAUGGAGGGGAGAGAUAAACCUCAGGCCAUGUUUAAUUUCGACAGUAGCCCCAAGGAAGCCUGCAUGCUGCUGCUCUUCUUCUUUUGUUUGAUUGUAUUGCAAAGACUGGAUUAACAUCUCCUCCUGAGUUCACAAGACCAUGACUAUCGGCAGGAGCUCCAGAAAGAACAAGGCCCCUCAUUCUCCUCCUUUCCUGGACAAGGCUAAUGGAUUCUAUGGGCGCUUGGAUGAGAUGUUUGGAGACGAUGUACAGAUGGAGAGAGAGACCAUAGAAGAACAGAUAGGAACCUUAAACCGGAGCACCCAAGACAAUAGUACAGCUCCAGGCUGGAUAGAAGAAGAUGACCAUGUGGUUGAUUUUAACCAGGGUAUGAUGGAUGACGAUGGGACCACUUUACUGAAGAAAAAGCCCAGCAGACUGAGUCGCCGCUGGAGCAGGAUGAGCUCCAGGAAGGGAAAAUAUGACAAAUUUCCCUCAGAAAAAGAACUUGGUAAUGAGACCAACAAGCCCACCUCUGUAGAUCUAAACCCAGAGGUGCCACCAGCAACCCAAACCCUGGAAAACAGCAAAGAACCAGAACCAACGCUGAUCCAUUUCUCUGUGAGGGAGCAUACUGAUGACCAGACUCUGAUAUCAGGGAAGAAAGAAGGAGAACGGGAAAUGGAAGACACAAGAAAAGAGAAGAAGACAGAAGGCAAACUGAAUGGAGAGUCAAUGGAAGUUGUAAAGAGGAACAAUCUCAAGAAUUAUCGCAAGGCCGUGGACAGAGCUUUCCGUCGAGGAUGGGAGACUUUUGUUGCCAAUCUGUACAGUGUGACACUGACACCUAUAUCAUCAACCUCCUCUUCAUCCACACCAUCAGACAAAACUGAAUUCAACAGGAAUCGUGUUUUAGCAGAAUUCAGAUAACAGUAGAACAGACUCAUUUGUAUUUUCAUAUUGAUGAGUAAUUUCAUUUAUUCAUUUAAGUGUGCUCAAAUAUUUAAUUUGCAUUGUUGUUCUUGCAUAAAACUGAUAACCAUCAAUCUUGUUUUAAACUGAUCAUUAUGUAACCUGACAUGAAAGGUCAAUAUUUGAACUUUUAUCAGUGUAUAAAUUUGUUAUCACAGUGCUAACUAAAGAGGCGUCUACCUGAUCUUUGUUCCCUUGUGAGGAAACAUGAGGCCUAUAAUUAUCCAAUGUGGACAGAUCCUUUUUAUUUGAUGUGAUAAUGUUUUUGAGUAGCAGAGUUCCUGUACUUUGGCGAUGAACGUGUAUUACAGGUUUUGUACCAAAGGGUUAACCCUUAAAAAAAAAAAACUGGGAGCUCAUGGAUUUUUUUUUUAAUGUCAUCAACAGGUAACAUCACUGGCAGUGAAGUAUAUAAAUAACUGAGCCGAGAGAUUAAAUGAAGAUGGCUUUUGUUUUCUUGGGACUUAUUUAUCUUGUCUAACUUAGUUUGCUGAACCCAGUUUCCUAAUGUUAUGAAGGAGAAUUUUUAUUUGUAGCGUCUUUUUUAUCUGCAUUGUGACAUCAAAGCAGUGCUUAUAAUAAAAAGGAAAAGUGAGAAAAAAGUCAAUCUGUUUGGCUUGAUUCUGUUCUACUGAACAAAAGUGA
Sinocyclocheilus grahami is the source of this 1884-nucleotide messenger RNA. RefSeq lists its product as uncharacterized. The transcript has 3 exons. NCBI's taxonomy places the organism in Eukaryota, Metazoa, Chordata, Actinopteri, Cypriniformes, Cyprinidae. The coding region runs from base 427 to 1197 and encodes 256 amino acids. The record is from RefSeq and is a predicted model, not a curated record.